AAACCCCCAGUAUUGAAAAGCUACUAUCAAAAGAUUGGAAAGACAAGCUCCUUGCUAUGGGAUCAGGGAACUUUGGAGAAAUAAAAGGGACUCCAGAGAGCCUAGCUGAGAAAGAGAGGCAGCUUAUGGGCAUGAUCAAUCAGCUGACCAGUUUGCGGGAGCAGCUGCUUGCAGCUCACGACGAGCAGAAGAAAUUGGCGGCCUCGCAAAUUGAGAAGCAACGCCAGCAAAUGGAGCUGGCCAAGCAGCAACAAGAACAGAUUGCAAGACAGCAGCAGCAACUUCUGCAGCAACAACACAAAAUCAACCUGCUUCAACAACAGAUCCAGGUUCAAGGUCAGCUUCCACCAUUAAUGAUACCCGUAUUCCCUCCAGACCAGCGAACUCUAGCAGCAGCAGCCCAGCAAGGAUUCCUCCUUCCACCUGGUUUCAGCUACAAGGCAGGCUGCAGUGACCCUUAUCCCGUUCAGCUGAUCCCAACAACAAUGGCAGCGGCUGCCGCAGCAACCCCAGGUUUAGGCCCACUGCAACUGCAGCAAUUAUACGCGGCCCAACUUGCAGCCAUGCAAGUAUCUCCUGGUGGCAAAAUAUCCGGCAUUCCCCAAAGCAACGUUGGUGCAGCAGUAUCACCUACAAAUAUUCACACUGACAAGAUCGCAACCAGCCCACCACCCAAAAGCAAGGAUGAUGUGGCCCAGCCGUUGAAUCUCUCAGCAAAGCCCAAGACAAAUGACAGCAAGUCUCCCUCAUCACCCACUUCUCCUCACAUGCCACCACUGAGAAUAAACAGUGGGUGCAGCUCGCUGAAAUCUUCGGUGCCAGCAACGUUAGCUAGUCCAUCAGCCAGAGUCAACACAAUAGAUAUCCUUUCCUCCAUCACAUCAUCAGGUUACUUAAAUGAUCACGAUGCUGUUACCAAGGCGAUCCAGGAGGCCCGGCAGAUGAAAGAACAGCUACGGCGAGAACAACAGGUGCUGGAUGGAAAGGUGGCUGUUGCAAACAAUCUGGGUUUAAACAACUGCAGGACAGAUAAGGACAAAACAACACUGGAGAACCUGACUCAACAGUUGGCAGUCAAGCAGAAUGAAGACGGGAAAUUUAGCCACGCGAUGAUAGAUUUCAACAUGAGCGGAGACUCUGAUGGAAGCGCAGGGGUCUCAGAAUCUCGGAUUUACCGAGAGUCCAGAGGGCGUGGGAGCAACGAGCCUCAUAUCAAGCGUCCAAUGAAUGCCUUCAUGGUGUGGGCAAAAGACGAACGACGGAAGAUCCUACAGGCUUUCCCUGAUAUGCACAACUCCAACAUCAGCAAAAUAUUGGGGUCUCGUUGGAAAGCUAUGACAAACCUUGAAAAACAGCCAUACUAUGAGGAGCAGGCUCGUCUCAGCAAGCAGCACCUGGAGAAGUACCCAGACUACAAGUACAAGCCCAGGCCAAAGCGGACAUGCUUAGUAGAUGGCAAGAAGUUACGGAUUGGUGAAUAUAAGGCAAUCAUGCGGAAUCGGCGUCAAGAGAUGAGGCAGUAUUUCAAUGUGGGACAGCAAGCACAGAUUCCUAUUGCGACAGCUGGUGUCGUCUACCCGGGAGCAAUUGCCAUGACAGGAAUGCCCUCCCCACAUCUUCCCUCAGAGCAUUCAAGUGUAUCUAGUAGCCCAGAGCCUGGGAUGCCCGUUAUCCAGAGCACUUAUGGUAUCAAAAGUGAGGAGACUUCCCAUGUCAAAGAGGAGAUCCAGGCCGAGGACAUCAAUGGUGAAAUGUACGAAGAUGAUGAGGAUGAAGACGAUGACCCCGACGUGGACUACGGCAGUGAUAGUGAAAACCACAUUGCAGGACAAGCCAACUGAUAAGGGGUUCCCAUUCUUGGUUUUGACCUUGGAGGACUUUAGCGGAGAGCCCCGUCUGGUUUCUUACCCAGUGGCCAAGCACAUGAACUUAAUCCUCAUACACUGACUGUUACUUAAAACUCUUUAGUCUUAACUAGUUGGGACAUCAGCUGAUCACGAGAUAUCAGCCUGCAUUGAAAACUUUGGAAAAGCAAGGAAGAAAUUCUAAAAAAAAAGACAAAGGCUCAGAGGAAGAAACCCUAUCAAGGAAGUCAAUGAUGACAAAGAAAAAAAGGACAAAAAUAAGCUAUGGGUAACAUAAUGCCAGUAAUUCAGCUGCUAUACCCAAGCACUGAAGUCUUACCCGUUCGACCUUUUAUUAUUUUUUUUUCAAAUAAACUUUAUGGCUAUUUGUUCUAUAAUGUUCUAGAAAAUUCUCACUCAGGUACACAGUGCCAACAAGUGGCUUGUGAAUGUGUUCUGUUGUUUUGUGUACAAUUUAAAGAAAAAUUAAGAUUUUGGGGUGGGGUUGGGAGAGAUAAUGCAUCUGAUGAAGGGGGGGAAGAAAUGAUACAAUUCUUUUAAUUCCUUCCCCCCUCCUCUAUUUUUCCACCACCUUUUCUUCCCCACCUUUCCAGAAUGAGACUUGAAAGCAUGUUAUGCAUCUGGCUGGAAUGCGGGGACCAAGCCAGGUUGGAUGAGUCAUGGUUGCUUAGCAGCAGGGAAGAGAUCCUAAGGAUCCUAAGGAUGUAGGAGAAUCAAGAUGCUGGAGAUUGAAUAUUUAGGAUCUGCUCAGAACCUUUGGUGUCUUAUACCAGUGCCAAUGGGAUACUGUGCAGGAUGCAAUAAACUUUUGCAUUACUUAUAUCAUUUACAGCCCAGACCUUUGAUCUUAUGAACACACCUUAUGCCAGGUCAGGCCACUCAUCCUUUUAGAACAGGAAUGGGCCCUCAAUCUACCUUCAAAGCUCCUGAAAUCAGUGACCUGACCCUUCCCUAGAGCUCUCUCCAUGAGAAGACAAGAAGGUAUCAGAAAAAGUGAAUAGUGCCCACUUUGAGCCCUGACCCCACCUGUUGCCAGCUGUGUGGCCCUAGCUGAUUACUCCUGAGGAAAUGUAGCUCUUGACAGAAUAAAGGUUGCCCAGUCCUCAUCUGGACCUGUGCAUCUUGGUCUAGCAGACAGUGGGUUCUCAACCCCUCCAAAAUUCUGAAUGACAGCCCUUUUGCAAAUAAAGUUUAUGGUCCAGCACUCAGUUAUGGUCUUUUCAAAGAGAAAGACAUAAAUUAACCAUCCAAAAUCCAAUCCGUUGACUAUAUAUCUGUCCUUUCUUAUUGUUCUAUCCAAAUCUUUAGAAGAAUCCUUUCAGUCAUCAGGUCUCAGAUCAGGAUCUCCUAGGAAGAUUCCCAUGGCCUCUUCCCACUUUCAUCUCUGCUCAGCCCUGAUGAGCAUUAACUGAGCAAAUUCUGCUAUAUGGGCUGCAGUUAGACAUGAUCUAUAUCUCUGUUGUAGCCACCCCAAACAACCAACCAAACAACCAGCCUUCCUUUCUAGGCAAGUACUACUUUCACCCUUCCACCAAUUGCACACCAGACCAAGUGCCAAAUCUGUACUAAUGUGAGAAAUGAUUUCCAUUUCAUGUUUUCUUUUCUCAUUGGUUGUCUUGAUUUUCUUUCUUUCAUAUUGUCUUCAGUCUUAAAUUAGGGCAAUAUUGUGUCUUAGACAAUCCCUUGAAGAAGUCCAUUGCCAGCAGCUGAUAAGGUUAGUUAUUGUUCCUUUUUUUUUAAUGAACUGUAAUGGAAACUGUAGGAGCCAUUCUCAGGUGAAUCAAUGAAGAUAUAUUUGGAUUUGUGUAUGUGUGGGUGUAUGUGCAUGUAUUGUGUGUCAAUGGUACUAAUAAGGAAAAAAAAUAGACAAUUGUGAGAUGGAAAAUGAAUAACUGGAUUGUAUUCACAAAAUGUUUGAGUCUGUAUGCCAUCAUAACUUACCCCACAAGUAGCUAGGUAUAGAAACAUAGAUUUUUACAGAGGAAAAAAGAGGAAGAACCGGCUUCCUAAUAAGGUCACUGGAAUGAAAAGAAAAGGAUUGGCCAAAGCCUUCUGUCCACAUUUUCAGACCCACAGUUACAUCUUUUAUAUGAUGGGAGCUGAGUCUACAUCUUACUGUCACACCAAUAACAUGUUGUGUCAUUCGUGGAGAAUCACAUGGAGCAUGUGAGUGAUUCACCCAAUGUGUCUGACUUCUUCUUGCUUUACACAUGUUGCUAUGAGUGCAGAAGCUGAAGCUUUAGACUUGUUUCCCAUGGCAUGAAGUAGGGCUUUGAAUAGAAGUGCUAGGAGAUACCCCCAUGUCACUGAGAACUGUUUUUGGGGUUUCAGGGAAGUUCUACUAGCCAGAAUAAUUUGAUUCACAAACCAACCAAGUCUAAGCAUUUGCAUUUCAGACACUGAUUCCUCUGUUGAGGUGUACCUCCUGCUCAAAGGCCCUACUAACUGCCCCUAAUACUACCUCAUUCAUUCCAAUGUUAGAGGAGAUUUGGUGUGCAUAAUCCUAAUUUUGGGGGUACAUUGGAAUGAAUGAAACACAAUCUGCUACCAGAGUCUGUUGCAUGUUCCCUGGACUUGUGUAAGGCUCUCUGUUGGGAUGAAGAUGGAAAGAACUUUGAAAUAAGUGGGUUUAGUGUCCCCUUAUUCUCUCCCCUCCCCCCAAGAUUAGUGUGUGAGUCAAAAUAAAAUCAACUAAAUGGAAAGACAUUGGUCUCAGCAGGUCCACCUGCACUGUAGCAGUUUGAUGGCCAGCCAUGCCCAAUCUUAUCAACAAAACUGCUGAUAGAAAUAGAGAAGAUAGGAGUGGCAGAACUGUCUUUCCUUCCUUCAGACCAUUCUAAUUGGUUUAUUGCAAGUAUAACUCUGCAUGUAUACUGAUGAUGGGAAAACGUAGCGUUCCAAAGAAGGUUUUUGAGAAUCCCAACCUUCAUUUGUUUUUAAAAAGUAGGAGAUGGAACAAGCCUCCUGCCUUUCUAGUUGGAAAGCUAUGUUUGCAUACGUACAUGCAAUCAAUGCCCAGUGGAUCUCAGAGGUUGAGGACAGCUGCAGAGUAAUAUUAAAAGUAGUCAUUGAUGGGGGGGGGGGGGUUGCACAGGGCAGGCUGAACCUACCAUCCUAAACCCAUUUCGUAAAGGAGUAACAGUGACUUAUUUCUGAAUAAACAUCAAUAGAAUUAAUGAUAGGUAAGUGGGAAAUUAGAAAAUAAGUUUGCUAUGCACUGUGCAUAAGAACUGCAGAAUUUAGGUUUAGGUCAUACGGGUUGCCCAGUCUUUUCUGGACAGGGGAAAAUGCUGGCAUCCUAUCGAUGUAGGCCAUCACAGAUUUUCUCAAGCUAUGGUGAGAUUCCACCCCCACUUUGGCCCCAUAUUGGCACACUUCUAGUGCUUCCUUCAGCAAAAUGUUUCCUGUUUCUCUCUUUCAAACAACUUGUUCCGGGAUUCUAUUCAGAAAAGUGCAUCACAAUUGUGAUGUCUUCUUUUGUCUUGUUAUGGUUGUAUUUCAUGAUUGUGCACAUUUUUUUUCAGCUGAACUGCUUCUUCAUAUUAAUGUUGUAAAGAUGCAUAUAAUAAUAUGCAAACAAUAUGGCCAGCAGUUCCAGCUAGUAAAUUAUGCAUAAUUUAUUUCUGUUUUUCUACAUUAUUUUUGAUUUGGCAGUUACCAUAAAGAAUAAGUACAGCUGUUAAAAGUAUUUUAAAAACAAAUAUAUCCCUUCCUCCUUUUGAUAUAUACUUAAUAAACAGCUGGAAUUUCACCAUGGCCCAUUCAUCACUUUAGAGAAAUUAAAAUAAUGCUGGGCCAUCAAGUCCAGAAUGAAUUAUAAGAGACUUGAAAUUGAUCGUAACUUUCCUCUGAUCACUUGGAUUAUUAAACA
Messenger RNA from Python bivittatus (Burmese python), 5736 nucleotides. NCBI's taxonomy places the organism in Eukaryota, Metazoa, Chordata, Lepidosauria, Squamata, Pythonidae. The record is from RefSeq and is a predicted model, not a curated record.